AUGUCUCAAGUCUGGCUCAUCACAGGAACCUCGUCGGGUCUAGGUCAUGAGCUUGCCAGAGCUGUACUAGGUCGCGGGGACAAAGUUAUCGCCACAGCUCGACAGUUAGACCGACUUUCUUCUUUGAAAGAACUCGGAGCUGCAACCUUACAGUUGGACGUAACUGCGCCUCAGGAGGAGCUAAAUCGCAAGGCUGAAGAGGCGAUCGCAGUCUAUGGGAGGAUUGAUAUCCUCGUCAACAAUGCCGGAUAUGUGCAAUUUGGUACGAUUGAAGAAACCAGCCACGAUCAAUGGUUCAAGCAAUUCAACACGAACGUUUUCGGGACACUAAACACCACCCGAUCAUUCUUGCCGCACAUGAGAGGAAGAAAAGCCGGAAUCAUUGUCUUCAUUGGAUCUAUGGUCGCAUGGGAUGGCGCUCCAACUGUCGGAACGUAUGCCGCUUCCAAGGCUGCGAUUCAUUAUGCUGUCGAUUCCCUCUCCAAAGAGGUAGAACCACUGGGGUUGAAGACACUCCUCAUUGAGCCGGGCACAUUUAUGACCGACCUUUUAUCCUGGCAAAACUCCAAGUCUGUUGAAAAACACAUUGAGGACUAUCGCCAACUAUCGGAAGAUAUGGACAAGGCUUUUACGGACUUGAACGGCACGCAGCUUGGGGAUCCGAAAAAAGGUGUCAAUCUAAUCAUUGAUGUUGUUAAAGGAGAUCAUGGAGCUAUGACGAAGACAUGGCCGAGUUCAUUGCCCCUGGGGUCCGAUGCUAUUGAGCUCAUUCGCAAAAAGUGCGAAAAUACCCUACGGGAAAUUAAUGAGUGGGAAAUAUUGUCAAAAUCGACCGAUCUUUAG
Molecule: messenger RNA, 843 nt
Organism: Penicillium manginii
Lineage: Eukaryota; Fungi; Ascomycota; Eurotiomycetes; Eurotiales; Aspergillaceae
Product: SDR family oxidoreductase
Exons: 3
Coding region: 1-843 (280 amino acids)
Source: RefSeq, a predicted model, not a curated record